AUGCGAUCAGCGUCCACUGCAGAAAGCAGUCACGUACGACACGACGACCAGCCACCGCAAAGUAAUUCUCACAACGCCAAUUCUGCCACCCAAGGGGCUGCCGGGGCUGCACAUCGAGCCAAGGCCAGGUCGUACCUUCGCCCGUACGUGCGCAUCGGCCAGAAAUGGUGCGGGUGUGACUCCCCAGGUACCCAGGGCCGCAUGAUCAUCGAUGUCACGCCCCGACCUCGUGUCAUCCGCGCCUGGGCAGAGGGCUCAAAGGUCCCCGCCUACAUCUUGGAAAUGCACUCUUCCCACUCCUCUUCUUCUACUUCUCGUAGUCCCGACGUCGACAUCGACGUCCGUCUCUGCGAAGAGGCACAUCCACGCACUCCCACACCUCGCCGAAGCCGAGACCGAGAUCGCCACACCGAUCGAGCGGAUCCAACGGCCGACACCCGGAACGACAAAGCCCGCACCUCGAAGCGCACUAAGGAUCACGUUCCCACUGGCGCAGCGUCGGGCCCAUCAGGAUCGCACUACCCAUCUCGCUCGCACCACGCACAGGCAGCACAGCCCGCGCGCGCCGAGAGCUCACGCACCGCCCGUGCUCGCACUCACACUCAAAACGCUAAUCCCCGACCGUCGUUGCGAGAUCCAUCCUACUCGACCAAAGCGGCUGCGGCCACUCCUCAAACCCCGCGUACCGGCUACUCCCUACGUACCGGGCGACCACCGUCGCUCUCCCUCUCGCCUGGCCCCUCUCGGCGCCGCUCUCUCGACGUAGACGUCUUCUACGACCCCGUCGACCCGCACGGCCGCAUCGCGCAGGCGCUCCUCAGCUCCUCUUCCUCUUCCAGCCUCGACGCCCUCGUCGUCCCGGGCACACCGCGCUCCAAGUCCUCCCGCGUCUCCUGGAACCUGAAUCCCGCCGGCUCCUUGCGCACCUACAAGCCCAAGUCGAAAUCGAGGCCCAGUUCAAUAACGAAGAUCAUGAGCAAGCUGCGUACCGCACCCCCUGGUGUUGCGCCGACGCUGCACCCGAAAGUGACCGCGUACCGGCAGCAACUGGCAAAGACGAAGAACCUCAUCUCCGACAUCGCAUUCAAGGAGGCGAACGACCGCGAGCUCCGGCUCAAGAUCCACAAGGCCUUCAGCGCCGUCGAGGAGUUUGCAGUCCUCGACCCAGAGUACACGGCCGUGCUCCAGAGUCUUGAGUACGAAUCCCUGAAGCACCUGUCCGAGGACCUCGAGCGCCUCCUCAUCCGCUGGCAUCCUGACAUGGCGCCCAAGCCGCCCAAGCCGCCUACGCCGCCCGAGACGCCCGAUCUUAAGGAGACCGGCUCGCAACUUGGGUCGCACCCAGCCUCUGCCUCUGCUCGAUCACGAUCAGCCGCCAGCGAAGUGCCCGCGAAGAAGGGCUUCUUCUCCAAAUUCAAGUGCACCUGA
Molecule: messenger RNA, 1428 nt
Organism: Trichosporon asahii var. asahii CBS 2479
Lineage: Eukaryota; Fungi; Basidiomycota; Tremellomycetes; Trichosporonales; Trichosporonaceae
Exons: 2
Coding region: 1-1428 (475 amino acids)
Source: RefSeq, a predicted model, not a curated record